Molecule: messenger RNA, 510 nt
Organism: Symbiodinium necroappetens
Lineage: Eukaryota; Dinophyceae; Suessiales; Symbiodiniaceae
Source: the annotation of a GenBank genome assembly
AUGGUCCGUGUCAGUGUGUGCGGCGUGUGCGCCAGUGCUGCGUUGCUUCUGUGGUGUGCUUCUGCCAGCCCGUCGCUGAGAGGGAACGAGACGAAAGCGGCCGAAGUGAAGAAUUUGGCCGAGAACUUGACCAAGGCCAGCAGCUCAGCGAUGGCAGUGACGAAGUCCACGGGAGGCAGCAAUACAUCUCUGACCAAGAACGGGAUCGAUUACCUGACGCGCUUCGAAAUACACAAGUACACAAACUGUUACCGCGGCAAUGGUGGUACUCUCACGACCUUGUCGAGUGGCUACAUGGGGCGGUAUGAUACAGUGGCAGGUUGCGCGCGCGAAUGCUAUGAACACAGCUGGUGCUUCUGCUUUGUUUGGCAGUCCGCACCAACAGAUGCCGGCGAAUGGUCGACCUCGAGGAACAAUUGCUGGCUCCGCAACAAGUGCGACAUCAACUCCUGCCAGCGUGGCCCCUACAACACCUACAGCAAGGACUUUGACACGUUCACGUGGGUGUGA